Messenger RNA from Trifolium pratense (red clover), 1267 nucleotides. RefSeq lists its product as uncharacterized. The record is from RefSeq and is a predicted model, not a curated record. Lineage: Eukaryota; Viridiplantae; Streptophyta; Magnoliopsida; Fabales; Fabaceae. Bases 286 to 981 code for a protein of 231 amino acids. The transcript has a single exon.
ACCCUAUUAAAAUUAGUUAGAAACUUGUUUUCUUGAUAAAACAAAUGGUUGAAACUUAUUUCAUGUAUCUUUCCAUCUUUUUGACCAUUACUAAAAUCUACUCUGUCAUGAAAAAGAAACUCACCAAGAAAUUAAAAAUCUAAGUACUACUAUAGUAGUUAAUACCACAAACCAUACCAUUAAAAUUCAUACCCUUCUUAUGAAAUUAUUAUCAAUAUCAUCAAUUAUAUCAACCAAAAACAAAACCAACUUUUUCUCUCCACCAAAAAACCUCUUCAAUUAGCCAUGGGAGAAAAGGAGAAAAACAAGAACAAGAACAACAACAAGAAGCAAAAACACCAACAUCCCAAUUCUCAAACAACAAAACAAACCUCAGAUUUCUCCUUCAAACCAACCUCAGAAGUAAAAGGUAUAAGAUUUGGUGGCCAAUUCCUAGUAAAAUCAUUUCCAAUAAGAAAAGCAAAACCACUUGAACUACUAAAAGUUCUUUCAUUUCCACCAACAAAACCAAACAAUAAUCAUAAUCACAAACUUCCAUUCCCUUCAACAACAGCAUUUUUACCAACAAAUUUCACAAUCUUAGCUCAUCAAGCAUGGCAUACAUUAACCUUAGGACUUGGUUCAAAAAAAUCAAAAGUUGUUCUUUUUGUGUUUGAAACAGAAGCUAUGAAAUGUUCUGUUGAUAGAAUUUGGCCACAUGAAAUUGCACUUGGUGAUGUUAACAAGAAACUCAUCAAGGGUCUUGUUGGUUUUGAAAUGGCAAGGUUCAAAUUUAGAAAAGGGUGUUUAACUUUUUAUGUUUAUGCUGUUAGAGAAAUUGGAAGCUUUGGUUUUCUUUGUGCUGAAGAUUUAAAGAUUAUUCUUCAAUCUGUUGUUGAGCUUAAAGAUUUCUUGGAUCAUACUACUAUGCUUGCUAUGCCAAAUCAAAGAAGUAUUAAUUACUCUCAAUCACAACAAAAUCAGGUUGCUAUGGCUCAUUAAUUAGAUUAUAUGUUAUAUAAUGUUGUUAUAUGAAUUAAUUAAUCUUGAUUAAUUCAUAUAUAUGUGUUUUUUGUUCUUUAUUAAAUUGACACUAUUAUCAUUUUCAUAAUUUUUUUUGUUAGGAUUUUAAUUUGUUAACUUUGUUUGUUAGUUUUUGGAGGUUUUUUAUUGGUUUAUUUGUUGAUUAUCUUGUUUGAUUUGUAUUUCUUUUUCUUCAUUUAAUAUUUUGAAUUUUGAGAAAAAGAAAGUGCAAUUUAGAAUGAAUAAAUUUGGGGAUUGAAUUGAA